AUGACUACAAGCACGUUCAAACCAACAUUUUCACUCCUCAACCACCGCGGUGCUGUGGUAACAGAAACAGACUUCCAUGGGAAAUACACUCUUGUCUUUUUCGGCUUUACCAACUGCAAAGUUGUAUGCCCUCGAGCGAUUGAGCGCUUGAAAUCUGUCCUAGACGAUCUUGGACCUGAGACUUCAGAGCGAAUCAAUGUAGUCUACAUCUCAGUUGAUUCAGAGCGUGACACUCCGAGCACGUUAUCCAACUUUCUUGAUAAGAAGGGAGCGUCGAACUUUAUCGGCCUAACUGGUACCAGGAAGCAGCUCGAAUCCGUUCGACAAGCCUUCCAUGUCUUUGCACGGCACAAGACAGAUAAUAGUGUACCGGAAGGCUACGCUAUUUCCCAUACUGCCCUAACCUUUAUUCUUGGGCCAGAUGGCCAAGUUGUGGACAACCUCAACGACAAUCUAGAUAAAAAGGAAGUCAUCAAGAGACUUCAGAAAGCAUUGAGUGCGCACUUUGACGCAAAGGUCUCAGCGCAGUACCGUUCUGUAUUAGACCAGGACUCAACGAUGGUUGAGUCUCAUGGCAAGAUGGGUAAGAAGCAGCUCGCCAGUAUCAGACAUAUUGGUAAUCUGGCUCGCCAACUGAAAGGGGAUUGGUCUAAUAUGAUGGGUCGAAUGGAUCUUAACGACGGUUUCGGUGCCUACCGCUUCCAGCUUGCAUAUUCUUUUUAUGCACUUGCUUUGGCACACUUCCAUCGUUUGCCCGCCGCACCAGUUGAUGCGUUUGGCUGGGUGGCUGCCCUCGCCGCGGAGACUGGUGAUGAGGAGGUAUUACAUGGCAUGCUCGCAUAUGCAGACAAACACUUCAGCCCUGUUAUAGUGAAUGGCGGUCUAUUGUAUCCACGCAGGGAUGAUAUGCUUGAUGAAAAUGGGCAUUAUGUUCAAAACACACCCAUGCAAGGUAAAGCCAUCCUCCCGCUUGCGCGACUCAAUGUCUCCAAGGGUUUUCAGCGGCUAUACGAGAAUCCAUGGGGCCCCAACAACCGACACUACUCCGAGCCGGCGCUGGACGAGGUUGGGCAGACUGUCGAUGUUUACCGGGCCGUCUUUUUACCGAAAGAAAACAUUUUGCGGUUUGAUAUUGCUAUAUUUGAACCUGGCGCUAACGGGAAGGUGGAAUUGAUACGGGUUUUCAACCGAGGAGACUGGGCUCUUUACUGCGACACCCGGAAGAUUGCUUGGGGUGAUAGGGCACAGCUCAUCGGCUCUGAGCCAUUUGUAGAGGUCAAUCGCAACAACGGAAAUCUAGUCAUUUCGAUUUCAGAUACUGAAAUUCUUAGUUUCCAGAUACAGUGGUCUGCUUUACAUUAG
Fusarium mangiferae is the source of this 1362-nucleotide messenger RNA. RefSeq names its product putative SCO2-Protein involved in stability of Cox1p and Cox2p. The transcript is spliced from 2 exons. NCBI's taxonomy places the organism in Eukaryota, Fungi, Ascomycota, Sordariomycetes, Hypocreales, Nectriaceae. The record is from RefSeq and is a predicted model, not a curated record. The coding region runs from base 1 to 1362 and encodes 453 amino acids.